Pocillopora meandrina is the source of this 2120-nucleotide messenger RNA. Lineage: Eukaryota; Metazoa; Cnidaria; Anthozoa; Scleractinia; Pocilloporidae. The record is from the annotation of a GenBank genome assembly.
CAUGAUUUCUCCUGAAUGCUAGUGUUUAUUUGGUCGAGCUGAGAUUUCAAACGCAUAUUGCCAGGGGAAUUCAGAGGACAAUCAUCGACGGCUGAAAGAUUUGGUACCUGAUUACAUUCAGCUUACAUCGGCGCGGAACGAAGCAGAAACUGGAUUGCUGAGCGGACAAAUCAUAACUUGCUCUUUAGUCAAAUCGACUCUCGUGAAAAAACUUCUGCUUUUCGUCCAAGGCACAAACACGCAGAACACAGGAAGCCAUGAAUUUCGCAACGAAGAUUACAAUCGUGUUCACUCUGAUCUAUUUGUGUGAAUUGAGUUACGCGCGAAAAGGUGAGUCCACAUCGAGUAAUUCUCUUUCGAUGCUAGAUUUUAUUGGUUAGAAUUAUCUAAAAUAUUCACUGAAUUACUGCGAAAGAAUUUCAUUGAUUCACAAGUGCCGGAAUUUCAGUUCUGUGUUCGAAGACGUUAGCAGUCUCCCGCUUUUUCGCCACAACAAAAGGCAGCCACACGUUAAAUUAUCGAUUUAUUAAAGGAAAAAAAUAUGUGUCGUUUAAUUAGAUGUAACUAGGAGCGAGUAAAGGCCUUUCAGGAUUGGACAGAUUAUUUUUAAUGCAAAUCACGACUACGUGAUGUGAUGUACGUUGAAAGCAACAGAUAGCUGAAGUUUUUGUACGUGGGCAUCAAAAGACAAAAGGUUCAAAGAUCAAGCCAUUUUUAUUAACGAUCCCGCGAAAAUGCUUCAAACCUUUCACUGAAUCAAUAAGGGAUCAGACAAUCGAAGAGUAAAUCUGGCAAAAUAUUCACUUUUCAUGGUUUUGUAAUUCUUUCUGCGUGAAGGUUCGAAACAUCGCAAACAUCCGGAAAAAUGGAACUCCUCGGAAAUGGACCAGCGGAAUUCUGCGAACGGAUCUAUCGCGUUUGGAUCUCAAGGAGAAACCACGACAAUGCGGCCGUCCGUAUCAUCAAAGCCCCCUGUUAAAGUCAAGGUGGUUUCUAAGACGUCCAGUAGGAAACACAUGAUCAAAAGAUGUUGCCGAAUCGGCUACCGCGCUGCCAAUAGGGGUCUGUACUGCUCGAUAGACAGAUACUAUUCCGCGAAGUACAGGAACAUGGAGCAUUACGCAAGGCAGCGCUUCCAAUGGCGAAAACCGUCGCGGGCCACGAAACGUUUCAUGCAUCAUUUGAACAGAUAUUGCAUCAAGCUUCAGCUUAAGAGCGUAUUUUACAAGUGUUGUGAUGAUGGUAUGCAAACUAAACGCGAGAAGGCAAGAUCUAACCGAGAGCCUUAAAGUCACCACCACCAAGUAUAGUCAGCCGGGAACGUUAAUUGUUGAACUAAAAUAAUUUCAAAACUGAACGAGUCAGUAUUUUGAAGUGAUAAAUUUAGUGUGUUUUACUAACAGAUUUUGUGUAUAAUUCAGUUCAAAAGUCGAAAGGGUACAAGGGGCCAUGAAUGUAACUGUGACACUUUUGAAAUAGGUUGCUGUUUUUUCUGCUUUCGAAAUUUUCUUUCAAUAUUGAUUUCCUUAUGGAGUGUUUUCAGUGGCUCGCGUUUUACUCCUGUAGAAAUACUUAGAUGUUGUCUCCUAAAAUACAUUGGUUUAAGUUCUUAGGUAAUUUGAUCUGUAUAUUGCUUUGAGAGCUUGUAAAAUAUGUCACUCGUAAUGUCUCAAGUUUUUAAAAGGGAAAGAAAUUUGGCUGUUUUUUCGUUCAAACACACCUUUCCAGAUGAUUUUUGUUAAAAUGUAGGUCUCAUAGAAACUUUUGGUACCCAAAAAAAAAAAAAAUGUAGAGACACGGGAAACACGAUAAGUAUUUUGUACAUACAUGAUACAAGGUUGCUGUGUAUGGAGGCGCGAUUUCCAUAGGCUCGUGACACCAAGCGCAGUCCACGUGCAAGAAAUGUUUGUAAUUGGUAGUGAAAUAUCAACUUUCAUUCUUUUGCAUGUGUUUAGCUUAGCUGUAAAGUACAGGCCGUAUUUUCAUAAGUUGGUAAUCACUUAAACUGUAAAUAAAAACCCUGUAUUUAAUUCGCCUGUUUUCAUUUUGUGCAGUUGUAUUUUUUUUCGGUUUUUUUACGCGUGCUUUACAUUUGUUAAGCCGAUUUCGUUCCGCGGGAU